Triplophysa dalaica is the source of this 1222-nucleotide messenger RNA. RefSeq names its product germ cell-specific gene 1-like protein. The transcript is spliced from 6 exons. Lineage: Eukaryota; Metazoa; Chordata; Actinopteri; Cypriniformes; Nemacheilidae. Gene Ontology annotation, cellular component: plasma membrane. The record is from RefSeq and is a predicted model, not a curated record. The coding region runs from base 1 to 1074 and encodes 357 amino acids.
AUGUUGGACAACAUGUCCAGACGUUCUCGCUCCAUGCUUUCUCUUUUCCUGACCUCCCUCGCUCUGGCAUUAUCUGUGCUGGCUUUCUGCACAUCAUACUGGUGUGAGGGAACGCACAAGGUGGUCAAACCUCUCUGUCUUUCACCUGUCAAGAUGAAGAACUGCGGCCAGAACAACAGCGAGCCCUACACUACAGAUAGUCCCACCCCAGACCCUCGGGGUCCAUCCAAUAGAACAAUAUCACCAAAGCGAAGGGAGGAACUUGCGAAAAUUCGACAGAGGCAGCUGGCUAAUGCAGUCCACUACAUUUGGGAAACAGGAGAAGACAAGUACACUUUCCGAUAUUUCCACACAGGAUUUUGGGAAUCUUGUGAAAAGCAUGCUGAUGGAGAACGUUGCCGCAGGUUCUUAGAUCUUACCCCGGGAGAGACUCAUGGUGUUUUGUGGUUAUCAAUGAUUGCUGAGUUCUUAUACAUCAGUUUAUUGGGGAUGGGGUUUCUACUCAUGUGGGUGGAAGUCUUGUGCUCUCAUAAAGAAAUGCAUGCACUCAAAAUCAACGCCUUCGCAGCCAUUUGCAUUGUUCUCUCAGGAUUAUUGGGGAUGGUGGCUCAUAUGAUGUACACCACUGUAUUUCAGCUGACUGUGAUUGUGGGACCUAAAGAUUGGAGACCUCAGACGUGGGACUAUGGCUGGUCAUUUGCGCUGGCAUGGGUGUCUUUCAGCUGCUGCAUGGGUGCUGCAGUUAUGACCCUUAAUUCUUACACAAAAACAGUCAUUGAGCUCCGUCACCGCCAGAGGCUUCGAUUGGAGGAGGCACGUGCCACUAGCCACGCCCCCUCCUAUGAUGAGGUGGUUCCAGGGGGUGGAUUAUACUCUGUCAGCGGCCUGUUACAGUGCCCAGAUGGGAUGAUAGACCCUAUGUGGGAAUCAGAUGGGAACUUGGGAAUGAUGGGACAACGGGAUGUGCCUACCCUUGUGCUGGUUGGCGGGUGUGGAACAGAUGCAUGCGAGGACUGCGAGAGAGAGAUGGAUGAGUUGAAAGAGGCAUUGAAGGGAAAAGACUCCCCUUGUUAAAGCAGAGAAUGAUGUGAAUACAUUCAAUGAGUUAAUAAACUGUUUUUGCAAAAAACCUGAGUGAAUUUUAGCAAGUGUAGCAAGAUUUUUAGGGCAUGUUUUAUCGACAUUCAUGUGGCUGAAAUCUGGACAUGAGAGGAAAGUAGGU